AUGAUGGAGCGUAGCGGAGCCACCCGAGCGCCAUUUUUGUAUGUCGACUACUCUGUGUUUUAUGGCGGGAUCAGAACGUCAGACAAUGUAACAUUCCAGGGACUGAACACGUCACUUCCGGUCAAUAACGUGCUGCGGGUACAGAACCACCAGUACUCUACAGAUAUACCCCCGAGGAGGGUGAGUGAACCAGGUUGUUAUGAUGAGUUGGAGUGCAUAGCCAGGAAUGACGUAAGCCAGCUCCCUCGGACGCCAGUCAGCAAGGACAGUGUGUACAUUUUAUCAUCGUUCAGGGCAACAGAACAGACUCAAAAUCUUGAGAAAAUAUGGAAAGUAUGGAGCGGAGCGAAUUACAUUCUAUGGAAGUGUCCAAAACAAUUAAACAUCCGUCGGAUUACGUUCCUUCGGACGACCACAUGUACGGACCCCUUCUCAUACCUAGUGUUGUGUGAGUGUGAGGAAGGGCUGAACUUCCUGAACCAAGCUAAAGAGUUCUCGGACAGGCUACGGCAGCGCUGGUGUGGACUCGUCGGCCUGUACAAAGUCGAGCGCUAUUACAUUCCUCCCAAUCGUAAGACGAUCUGAACAAACGUCAACCUUGGUAUCUAAUUGGCCUAUAUAACAAAUUCCCCAGUUUCAAUAUGCAUUUCUAUGCUAACUUAGGGCACAUCUUCAUAGCAUCAGGGUCUACACAUACAAUACGUUUUAAACUUGAUUCGUAUCACAUUCUAAUUCCUAAUGUGUACAUUUACAGGUAUUUGCAUCACGAUGAAAGCAAUUUGAUAAAGAACGUAUAUCCGAAGAAAAGAUUACCAGCCUUGGUGUUGUGAAGAUAUUUUCAACUCAACAAAAACAAGUUUGAACUUUCUGCAUAUAUGAUUAUAUUGUAAUUCUCUUUGUGAGAUAAUCAGGUCAGAUAAAUAUGCAGAUUUUUUAUUUUGCUGUGAUUAAAAUGUUUUUCGAAGAGUACAGAGAGAAAGAGUUAACAUAACUAAUAGUAGCACCCGUUAUACAUAGUUAUACAUGUUUAUGUUUAAUAUGAUGAAGCAUGCAUCUCCUGUUUAUUAUAUGUCAACGUUUUACUUGAGUCGUAGCUUGACAAAGGGACCAGUUGGUCUUGAAACGUUGCGAUACGUUUAAUACGUACAUUGUUUGUGUAUAAAGUAAAACUUUGAUAUAACAUAUUUCCAAACUGAUUAACUUUAUUGAAGAUAUGCAUAUCUGAUGGUUAACAACAUAAUAUUUCGGAACAUUUUAGCAUUACAAUGGUGUGUGCUAGAUGUUUCUCCUUGUGUUAUACACAUACGCAUAUAGUGUUAUAAGACUAAAUGAGAUGCCCAGAAAAUACUUGUUAUGAUUGAAUUAUGUAGAAAAGAGCUGAUAUAUGUAAAAGGUAGUAUGACAGAAACCAUGCUGUUAAUAAGCGCUUUGGUGAUGAAAGUACAGCUUACAUUCCCCUAAUUGUAGCAUCACUCAACAGGUGGCGCCACGAUUACCCCUUUUCAUUUAUCUCUUACGAAGUACUAAAGCAGGAACAAACUGCGUGUUGUAACAUGUUGGAAUGUGUUUUAAUUAAUAUGCAAUAUAUACACGUUUUCGGUGAUAUAUGGCAACAAUUACCUAAUUCAUUAUAUGUGUAUAUAAUGUUACUCGUUUUACAUUCUUGUCAUGUCCAUAUCUUUUGUUAUACACGAAAUAACUAUUCAGGGAAGGUGUAUUAGUGACGGCUAUCAUCGACAUUGUGUGUUCUUUAAAGUAUUUAAAUCCGAAGUAUUCAUUUUCAUAAUAAAAUGCAACCCUUUGUACGAGAGAGACUAUCUUGAAGGGGGAUGUACGUGUUCCUUUAGAAGAACAUAACGCAUAUGACAAAAAUGUUUAAUAGGCAAAAUUACAUCUUAUUUUGACAAAGGAUAGAAAAAUUACAUUCAAAGUGAAAAAAUACAUUUGAAUCAAUUAUGACAAAGUAGUCCAUAUUCUGAGGAGAUGUAGAAAACGUCAACGUAAAAGAAAUGUAUGAUUCGGUACAAUACCUCUAAAUAUCGUGAUUAUAUUGUUUUCAUUUAAAGAUUAUGUCACAGUCAUCACAAGAAAAUAGUCAUAUAUACUGGCUUUGGUUGAUAUCACAGGAGAAUACAUUUCUUAUAUUUUUAAUAAUAAAAAUAAAAUAUUAUUAACAUGACAAUGAAGUACGAAAUAACCAUAUUUUCUUGUCGACAAGAAUCAUUCUGGCCAUGCUAUGAUAUCGUGGCUGUUCUCAAAACUGAUGCAUACGGAACGGCUAACACAUUAGACUAAAGGAAUCACAUCUGAAAUUAAUUCGUGUAUUAACAUCUCCUACAGGUAAUUGUUUGUAGAAUUGUACCAAAUCGAACCACAGACCUGCUGGUGAUAUCAACCAAUGAACCACAGACCUGUUGGUGCUAUUAACCAAUGAACCACAGACCUGUUGGUGCUAUUAACCAAUAAAUCACAGACCUGUUGGUGUUAUUAACCAAUGAACCACAGACCUGUUGGUGCUAUUAACCAAUGAAUCACAGACCUGUUGGUGAUAUUAACCAAUGAAUCACAGACCUGUUGGUGCUAUUAACCAAUUAACCACAGACUUGUUGGUUCUAUUAACCAAUGAACCACAGACCUGAUGGUGUUGAUAAUCAAUGAACCACAGACCUGUUGGUGCUACUUAUCAAUGAACCACAUACCUGUUAGUGCUACUAACCAAUGAAUCACAGACCUGUUGGCACUAUCAACUAAUGAACCAUAGACCUGUUGGUGCUGAUAACCAAUGAAUCGCAGACCUGUUGGCACUAUCAACCAAUGAACCACAGACAUGUUGGUGUUGAUAACCAAUGAAUCGCAGACAUGUUUGAGUUGAUAACCAAUGAAUCACAGACCUGUUGGCACUAUCAACCAAUGAUCCACAGACAUGUAGGAGUUAAUAACCAAUGAAUCACAGACCUAAUGACACUAUCAACCAAUGCAUCACAGACAUGUUGGCACUAUCAACUAAUGAUCCACAGACAUGUUGGAGUUGAUAACCAAUGAAUCACAGACCUUUUGGCACUAUCAACCAAUGAACCACAGACAUGUUGGUGUUGAUAACCAAUGAAUCGCAGACAUGUUGGAGUUGAUAACCAAUAAAUCACAGACCUAAUGGCACUAUCAACCAAUGAAUCACAGACCUGUUGGCACUAUCAACUAAUGAUCCACAGACAUGUUGGAGUUGAUAACCAAUGAAUCGCUGACCUGUUGGCACUAUCAACCAAUGAACCACAGACCUGUUGGUGUUCAUAACCAAUGAAUCGCGGACAUGUUGGAGAUGAUAACCAGUGAAUCACAGACCUGUUGGCACUAUCAACUAAUGAACCACAGACAUGUUGGUGUUGAUAACCAAUGAAUCACGGACAUGUUAGCACUAUCAACCAAUGAACCACAGACCUGUUGGUGUGGAUAACCAAUGAAUCGCAGACCUGUUGGCACUAUCAACUAAUGAACCACAGACCUGUUGGUGUUGAUAACCAAUGAAUCGCAAACAUGUUGGAGUUGCUGACCAAACAGCAAUAUACUUGUUGGUGGUGAUAGCUUACGAACUGCACACCUGUAGAUUUUGGUAUCCGAUUAAUAGCAAGUAUGUUGAUGCUAAAGAUGUGUAAACAGAAUUUCGGAAAAAAUAUAAUUUCGUCAUAAGCAGGAUAUCUUUUAUGAUAUUAUGUUUUACUCAUUCAUUUUACACUUAUUCAUUUUACACUUAUUCAUUUUACUGUGAUUUAACAUGCAUAAAAUGGAUGGAUGGUGUAGAUUUCUAACGGUUACCAUAGCAAAUACAUGACAUUUUAUAUAAAACCGGUACUAAUAUUGUUAUUAAGAUAUUGAAACAUUAUCAUACACUUGUUUAACUCAUAUCGUUACCCUAAACAUUGAAAUAAAGCUUGGAUA
This is a messenger RNA of Mizuhopecten yessoensis (Yesso scallop), 3933 nucleotides long. RefSeq lists its product as uncharacterized. Lineage: Eukaryota; Metazoa; Mollusca; Bivalvia; Pectinida; Pectinidae. The record is from RefSeq and is a predicted model, not a curated record. Bases 1 to 585 code for a protein of 194 amino acids. The transcript has 3 exons.